This is a messenger RNA of Trichoderma atroviride IMI 206040, 576 nucleotides long. RefSeq lists its product as uncharacterized. Gene Ontology annotation, molecular function: promoter-specific chromatin binding; RNA polymerase II general transcription initiation factor activity. The record is from RefSeq and is a predicted model, not a curated record. Gene Ontology annotation, cellular component: SAGA complex; transcription factor TFIID complex; nucleus. Gene Ontology annotation, biological process: transcription initiation at RNA polymerase II promoter. Lineage: Eukaryota; Fungi; Ascomycota; Sordariomycetes; Hypocreales; Hypocreaceae.
AUGGACGGCGACGCACCCGAAAAUGUCGAAAAGCAGGUUGCCCCAGAAAUUGGGCCGAGCGACGCUGUCCCUGAGCCCAUUGCCCCGGCGGCAGAUCUGAGCAAGCUGCCUACGCGAAAGGACGUUUCUCUUCGCGAAUUCCUCAAUAAGAUUGACGAUUAUGCUCCUAUCAUUCCCGACGCAGUGACGCACUACUACAUGACCAAAGCCGGUCUUCCUCCACCACCGCAAACCGACCCUCGUCUCGCUCGUCUCCUCGCGCUCGCCACGCAAAAGUUCAUUGCAGACGUCGCGGCCGACGCGUACCAGUACAGCCGCAUCCGCGCGUCAAGUAACACCAAUAACCCAAUGGGCACGCUGGGCGCGGCGGCGGGUUUCCCCAUCCCGGGACAGCAGUCGGGUCAGCCGAACAGCAAGGAACAGGGCAAGGGAGGGCCGUUGGGAAUUCAACGACCUGGUUUUGGCGGUGGUGGACAGGGAGGAAGCCAGAAUAGGACGGUGUUGACGAUGGAGGAUCUGGGUAUGGCGGUUGGGGAGUAUGGAGUCAACGUCAAGAGAAGCGAGUUUUACCGAUGA